This is a messenger RNA of Calypte anna (Anna's hummingbird), 2597 nucleotides long. RefSeq names its product DEAD-box helicase 25 (gene DDX25). Gene Ontology annotation, cellular component: cytoplasmic stress granule; nucleus. Gene Ontology annotation, molecular function: RNA binding; RNA helicase activity; ATP binding. Gene Ontology annotation, biological process: poly(A)+ mRNA export from nucleus. The record is from RefSeq and is a predicted model, not a curated record. Bases 12 to 1718 code for a protein of 568 amino acids. NCBI's taxonomy places the organism in Eukaryota, Metazoa, Chordata, Aves, Apodiformes, Trochilidae. The transcript is spliced from 10 exons.
GCGGGAGGCGGAUGCGGCGGCCGAGCCCCGGGGCCCGCUUCGCCAUGGCCGCUGCUUUCCCCCGGCUCUGGGCACCCCCGAAACGCCCUGACACCCACCCCGGGUCCCACCGCGGCGUGGGGAAGGAGCGGGCCUCGCCUCAGCCCCACGCGACGGGCAACGGGGAGGGAGACGAGGAGGAGGAAGAGGAAGAGGAGAGAGUGGCGGCAGCGGAAGCCUCCCUGCUGAACAAGCUGCUCCGCACGGCGCUGGUGGAAUCCAACCAUCGCGUGGAGAUCCUGCAGCAGGACCCCACCUCCCCCCUCUUCUCCGUGAAAUCCUUCGAGGAGCUGCCCCUGAAAAAGGAGCUUCUGAAAGGGAUUUACAUGAUGGGCUUCAACCGCCCAUCCAAAAUCCAGGAGACGGCUCUGCCCAUCAUGCUGGCGUACCCCCCCCAAAACCUGAUUGCCCAGAGCCAGUCAGGAACUGGCAAAACGGCCGCGUUUGUCCUGGCCAUGCUGAGCAGAGUCAGCGCCGCUGAGAAACACCCGCAGUGCCUCUGCCUGGCUCCCACCUACGAGCUGGCCCUGCAGAUUGGCCACGUUGUUGAGACCAUCGGGAGGUUCUGCCCUGACCUCCGGGUCACCUACGCUGUGCGGGGCAACCGAGUCCCCCGGGGCACGGUGCUGGAGGAGCAGUUGGUGAUCGGGACGCCGGGGACGGUGCUGGAUUGGUGCUUCAAAUGGAAGUUCCUGGACAUCAAGAAGAUCAAACUCUUCGUGCUGGAUGAAGCUGACAUCAUGAUUGACACACAGGGACUCGCCUGUCAAAGCAUCCGUGUCCAGAGGGCUUUACCUCAGGGCUGUCAGAUGCUCCUUUUUUCUGCCACCUUCAAGGAGACUGUGAGGGCCUUUGCCAUCCAGAUCAUCUCCAACCCCAUCGUCAUCAAACUGAGGGAGGAUGAGCUCACCCUGGCCAACAUCCGACAGUUUUACUUCAUCUGCCAGGGCCGGGAGGAGAAGUACAGAGCCCUCUGCAACAUCUAUGGUGGCAUCACCAUUGGCCAGGCCAUCAUCUUCUGCCAGACACGGAGGAGUGCGCAGUGGUUGGCGAUGAUGAUGAAUGAUGAUGGGCACCAGGUUGGGGUCCUGACAGCAGAGCUGAGUGUGUCCCAGCGUGCUGACAUCAUCCAGAGGUUCCGUGAUGGCAAGGAGAAGGUCCUCAUUGCCACCAACGUCUGUGCCAGAGGGAUUGAUGUGCAGCAGGUGACCAUCGUGGUGAACUUCCAGCUGCCCACCACCUCGAGGAACAAACCGGAUUUUGAGACCUACCUGCACCGCAUCGGGCGCACGGGGCGCUUCGGGAAGGACGGCAUCGCCUUCAGCAUGGUGGAGAAACACAGCAUCCCACUCAUCCAGAUGAUUGAGGAGCACUUCCGCAUUUUUUCUGCCUUCACCCUCCCAAGCCCUGAGCCUGUUGCUCAUCCCUGGCUGUGGGAGAGCAGGAGUCACCAGGGUCCUUUCCGAGCACAAACCCAUCAUCACUCAUCAACAUCCAGAGGAUUUUCAGAGGAAGAUACUUGGGGUUUUUUUCCAAAUCCCAGUGAAUUUUUAAAAGAAAAGAAGGUUCUGGAAAGCUUUUUGCAUGGCAGGAAACCACUUCCCUGCCUCAUCCUCAUCCUUGGAGUUGCUGAAUCUUCUUGGCCAUCCUUAAAUUUCAGUUUCAUCCUUUACAUUUAAACACCAUCGAGGAGACAUGAGUGGAGUUUUUCCAAACAGCUGCAAUGAAACACUUCAAAUAACCACCAGGUGGACGAGUCCAAGCGUGGAGUCAGCCAGAGGAGCCCAACGUGGGGCAGCCCCUGCUUCAUCCACACCAUUCCCAUGGGGAUUUCUCCCAGUUUGUACUGGGAAUCCUGCACCCAGUGCCUGGCAGGAGCUUUCUGGCUGGUGGGGUGUGGGGCUGGACUGACAUUUUACUGACACUUUUUUUUAUUUCCUUCUUGCAGAAACCACCAUCAAGCAGCUGGAUCCAGAUGACAUGGAUGAGAUUGAGAAGCUGCAGAGCUGAGUGAGGAGCUGGAGGGGGGUUUGCUCAGCCCCCAGUCCCAGUUUUGGUUUGCAAAAGGGAGGAAAGUUACGUUAAGUUACGAAAGUUACGUUCUUGUCACUGUUGGGCUUUGUUGAGAUGUUUUAGGAGAAAGUGAGGAGGGAUAAAUCUCUCCUUGGGUUUGUUCUGUGUUUUCUCCGAUGUUCUGGUUCCGUAGCCAUGACUUGAGGCUACAAAGUGGUUACUUGAGGCUACAAGGUGGGGCAACCCACUCCUAAAAAAUGGGUUGGAAAACAGGGAAUGUGUGGUAACCAGCCCCUAAAAAAUCUCCAGGCAGUGGUGGGUGGAGAAAAUCUGGAGAAAAACUUGGGUAAGAGAAAAGGCUGGAGAAUGGAGUCACUGGAAAAUACCAAGCCAGGGUCACUAGAGGGCAGCAGAAACCCUCCCAAACCCCAACGCCAGCGUUUGGGGUGCUAGAGGUGGAGGGGGGGGUGAGGUUGGACCCCCCCGAGGUGUGUGUGUGGGGGGUUUCCCUUUGGCUGUCCCACAGCUCAUCAGUAAAAUGAUUU